This is a messenger RNA of Entrophospora candida, 429 nucleotides long. The record is from the annotation of a GenBank genome assembly. Lineage: Eukaryota; Fungi; Glomeromycota; Glomeromycetes; Entrophosporales; Entrophosporaceae.
AUGUCAAAUUCAAAUUUGAAUCCAAAAAAGAAUCGUUUUGAAGAAUUAGAAGUUAUAAGAACAAAACUAGAUGUAUCGUUUGGGGAAAUAUCAUCAUUAGUAGAUUCAUGGAUUGGAUUAAAUAUAACCAAGAAAGAUAAAUUAGUUUCAGAAUUAAAAUUAAAACGUAAAUUAACAAAUGAUAAUAAUAAUGAUGAUGAUGAUAAACAAGAUGAUGAUUAUAAAAUAAUAAAAAAGACAUUAUAUAAUAAAAAAGUUUAUAAUAAUAAAGGUGCUGAUGAAGAUGAUGAAGAUGAAGAUAGUAGAACUUCAAUAAUAAAAUCUAAAAAAUCUAAAUUAAAUAAUGAUUCUGAUAAAUUAAUUGAUAAUAAUGAUAUAUUAGCAUUAAGUAUACCUAAUAAUAAAGAAAAUAAGACAAAGAAGAAUUAA